Messenger RNA from Closterium sp. NIES-65, 1737 nucleotides. The record is from the annotation of a GenBank genome assembly. Lineage: Eukaryota; Viridiplantae; Streptophyta; Zygnematophyceae; Desmidiales; Closteriaceae.
AUGCAACCGUCUAAAGCUCCCGGCUCGCCUUCUAACUUUACCCCUGCCACGCCCUUGGUAGCACAUUCACCACAGGUGCACGAACGUGGUCAGGACGGAGCAGGAGUGUUGCCUGGCAUGAUUCCCACGCCCUUCCUGGCCACAUACGAGGACACUCCCGCCAGUGCCCAUGGAGAGGACACCGUUCUUGGCGGCGAUGGGGGUGGGGACGACGUCGCUAGGCGGGCGAUGGAUCAAAUACGGCUGCUGUGGGCGCAGGUUCAGGCGAGUCGUGGGACUAAGAGUACAUCGGCUGCGGCACACGGGGGUGGGCCGAACAUCACCAUUGGGGAAGACCUGCAUGCCGCUCUCGCGGCAAUGGACGGAGCUGCGGCAAAUGAGUCGGGCAAAGGUGGCGGAGUUGUCAUGCCAGCCGCGGAACCCCAGCCCCAGGCGAGGAGGCCGGUCAGCAGGUUUGGAGAUGCACCCCAGCAGAGUGAGGUUCGGAGGGACGCGUGUGUGGCGACACAGGCACGAACACGACCCGCUUGUGCUGCCGAAGAGUUAGCGCCGGUUGCAGAGGCAUUUGCGCGUCCACACCGUGGAUUCGCAAUGAACCGACUGUCAGGAGCUGGGAGGCUGGCGAUCGUGGGGAACCACGUGGCUCCCCGGGUGGGCGGAGUUGGCGUGGGGACAGAGACGGGGAUGGCCGCGGGGAGCGCAGCGCCCGGCAUACAAGGAAGAGGGUUGAAGCGCGAGCGCCCGAAGAUGACGAUCGUGGUCGACUACAACCCAAACGAUGCCAGGCCUGAGUUGCAGCCGGGAAUGCCUCCGGCAGACAAGAUACACUUUUACGCCAAGAAGGCGAUGCAUCUGCUGUUGCGUUCUUGCGCCGCGCAUGGCGUAACGCACUGGCCGACUGACGAGGAGAGGAACGUGGCCCUUCUCGUGGUGCUCCGGUGCCACUACGACGUAUGUCAGCUAGACGUUGACUGCGCCAUGAACGACGGGGCGUACAGCAAGAUUGUCAACAAGAUCUGGUCGAAGUUCAGGAGUGACUCGUCGUCGAACGGACGCCGACGGAUCGUGGAUGGGCUGGAAAUCAAGGUAGCAGCCACUGGCAUCUACAAACUGGAGAUCGAUAUCGACACAAAGAAGGAUCUGCACCGGAAAUACGCGCCCAUUGAGUGUCGUGGGUGCAAGGGGGGAUCCCGGUGGAGGGCUCGCACGGCAGGGCCUAUGUAUGCUGGGCCGGCUUUAACCACCAACUUGCCUGCCGCAAUGUGUACAGAGAAGGAGCUUAUGCAGCUUGUGUCGACAUGGAGCUGCGAGAGAGGGGAUUUGCGGCCCUUUACCACCAAAGUCUUCUUUCAAGCAUGCAAGGCGGCCUACCCAGAGUGGGUGUUUGGAGGCAACCUGGUGCUGGUGCCAUACCACAUCGCAUGGGUCUUGUAUUCCUACAUUUUGGAGAUGGGGUCAGCGUGGUUUGCUCCAGGGUCGCAGGCAGCACCCGGCCAGGGUGGACCUGGGAUGGGCGGAGGGAUGGGCGGAGGGAUGGGCGGAGGGAUGGGCGGAGGGAUGGGGGGAGGGAUGGGCGGAGGGAUGGGGGGAGGGAUGGGCGGAGGGAUGGGCGGAGGGAUGGGGGGAGGGAUGGGCGGAGGGAUGGGGGGAGGGGGGAUGGGCGGAGGGAUGGGCGGAGGGAUGGGCGGAGGGAUGGGCGAAGGGAUGGGCGGAGGGAUGGGAGGAGGAAUGGGCUGA